Molecule: messenger RNA, 2178 nt
Organism: Leishmania braziliensis MHOM/BR/75/M2904
Lineage: Eukaryota; Euglenozoa; Kinetoplastea; Trypanosomatida; Trypanosomatidae
Exons: 1
Coding region: 1-2178 (725 amino acids)
Molecular function (GO): protein binding
Source: RefSeq, a predicted model, not a curated record
AUGUCCUACAGCGCGUAUCAAGUGGCGGGCUUUGCCGACCCGCUCCGACCCACGCUGGAGAUGUGCUUCCGCGGGCACCGUCAAGGUGUCUGCAGCGUCGACUUUCAACCAACGCUGUCGCCGUCUCCGCUUAUUCCCAAGGUGGCGUCCGGCGGUGCCGAUGGAGCGGUCAUGUUGUGGAACGCAAAAGCCACCACUCGCACAAUGCGAUUCAUGGGGCAUCGUGGCCCAGUGCUCGCUGUUGCGUGCAGUCCGCGCGCGAACCUGCUGGCGAGCGGCGGCUAUGACGGAUACGUGCGGCUGUGGAUUCCCAACACACGACGGACAACGGCGACGUACGGCCUCCACGCCGAGUCGUUAGACGACCGCAACUCAUGUGGCUGGCGCGGUCAUACCGGUGCUGCCCGCGUCGUCGUCUUCGCCCAGGAUGGCUCGGAUUACCUCUACACCGCAGGAAAUGAUAAGACGGUGAAGUGCUGGGACCUGAACUACGCCUCGAGCAGCCAGCACAUUGGCGUCGGCCAAGGGAAUAAGUUUGUCGGCAGCUUUGCUGCACCAUCGUCGACGGGACAGCACGGCACUGGGCACAUGAACUGGGUGCGCACCGUGGCUGUGCAGAGUGCCUACACAUCGUCAAGCUUUUUUCACUACCUCGCCAGCGGUGGUGACGAUCACGCGAUUUGCGUCUGGGACACACGCACCCGCGCUCCGGUGCACAUCCUGUUUGACUGCAGGGCCAGCGUGCAUUCUCUGAGCUUUCAUCCGGACGGCUAUGUCCUGGCAAGUGGCGAUGCAAGCGGCGCCAUCAACAUUUUUGACCUACGACGUGUCUCAUCCAUGCCGACCCCCUCCACCACCUGCGGUGGUUCGCCAGCGCCGCGGCGCUUCUCGACCCUCCUCCAGCACUACAGAGAUGCCCACGCAGGCGGGGUACAGUGUGUCGACUUUGCCCCCAACGGCGGCUGGCUGCUCUCAGCCGGCAACGACAGCACUGCCAAGCUGUGGGACGUGAAGCAGGUGUACCUCUACUGCACCGUCCACGGCCACGAGGGACCCGUCAAGUCGUGCCGGUUCUCCGAAGACGGUCGCUGGUUCGCCACCGGCGGCGGCGCUGACAAGACCGUGCUUGUCUGGCGCAGCGGCUUGGCUGAAGCAGUGGCAGGGUGUGACUCUACUGCGGAGACCACACUCGCUAUUGGAAAAGACGCAGCGCUGACCGCAGUAACUCCUUCACGCAAGGUGUGCUUUUCGGGAGAUGUUCCUGCUCUACAGUUCUCCUCGUCGAUGACGCAACUCUCUCGCAACGCGACCCAGCGAUGCAAGCUGCAGGGCGACUCGCUCCCCAGGUGCAGUGGUGUGAGCAACUCUCCGAAGACGUCAGCAUCUCAGUCGGGCGGCAGCGGUACCGCAGGCAGUUGCAGAGGAGGCAGCGGCUGCCCCAACCUGAACGUCGGAGCCGCUGCACCAGCAGCGAACGCCAGUGUCGCUGUCAAAGCUGCCACAUCGCUGGGUCGGCCGCCUCUCCCUCUCUCCCUAAUGAGGAAGGAGCAAGGUGCCUCGCCCCCCGAGCCCUUCUCACGUGAUAAUGCGCACUUUGCCGACGCAAAGGUGUCGGGCUGCAAAGGACUAAAAGAAAGUUCUGUCGUCGCUCAUGAUCGAAGUUUUGUGCGAAGCGACUAUCCACAGGAUUACCUUGUCGCGUCAGUCGCCGCCGCCAGCGGCGAAGUGGGCAAUAACCACUCACUGCAGCAGCCUGACAUAGAGCACGACACAACGAGCGGUGGCACUAACACUCUGCAUCAACAAGAGGCGCCGCUGGACGGCAUCAAUAGCAGCGCUCAAAGCGCCGUUAUUGCGGCAGAAGAGCGGGAGCAGGAAGUGUUGGUGGCACAGGAACGCGCCUACCAGCGACUGCAGGAAGAGCGCAUCAUCCAGCAGCGUCUCGCCAACCUGGAAGAGGCACUUGCGUCUCUGGCGACGUACAUGCAGUCCCAACACCUGCGACAGGCGAAGGAAAUACACGACACGCGGGUGAGGAGUAGGAGUCAGGCGGACAAGUAUGACGCCGAUCUGGCAGAUCUGAAAUGCUUGAUUGCCCGGCUCGCUGUCCCUGCUGCCGACAUGGUCUCUGCGAAUGCCACAAGCCUGACGAUGUCAAAAGGGGAGGGUGGGUCGUAG